AUGUCAGCAAUAGACCCGGACUGCGGUGUGAACGCGAUGGUCAACUACACCCUUGGUGAUGGCCUGGCACGACCUCAGUUCUCCGUGAAGCCAGACUCUGGGGAACUAUGCGUCUCCGCACCGUUGGAUCAUGAGACUACUAGCGAUUUUGAGUUUCCUGUUAUUGCUACUGAUAGAGGGGGCCUGUCCACGACCGCAAUGGUGAAGAUCCAGCUUCUCGAUAUAAACGACAACGUCCCGGUCUUCACUGUGAGAGAUUACAACGUCUCUCUGAAGGAGGGAAGAAUAUCUAGCAACGAGCCAAUAGUAGCUGUAUCCGCCACAGACGCAGAUUCAGGAAGAUUUGGAACAGUAACUUACAGAAUUGUUAACGGGAACGACAAUGAUGUUUUCCGUAUAGACAGAAGUACUGGAGAGUUUUUCGUAACUAAACCUUCGCUGAUACAAGCUAAUGGAAGAUUUGACUUGGAGGUAUCCGCGACUGAUGGUGGCGGUCUGGCUGCACCACAAGGAGCCAUGGUACAUGUGAACGUGAUACCUGCUGGCGUUGGAUCCGCAUUGUUCGAUAAACCGAGAUAUAAUUUUCGCGUGCGUGAAGACGUGAGGAGCGGAACUAUUGUUGGCAGCCUCAAAGCUACAGCUGGAGCACGAGGCAAACAACUGGUAAGGUACAGCAUCAUCACCGGUGAUGUGGAUAAACGUUUCACAAUCGAACCUCACACCGGUGCCAUCAGAACUUCUGGGAAACUGGAUAGGGAGACUACUUCUUCAUAUCUGCUCAACAUCAGAGCCGCUACUAGCAAUUCAGCAAACUAUGAUCAGACGCAGGUCCAAAUAACACUAGAAGACGUGAACGACAACGCUCCAGAAUUCGGAACUUCAUCAGUGAGGGUAUCAGUGGCUGAGUCAGCAGCUAUUGGCUCAGUUGUAUACGCAGCGAGAGCUACCGACGAAGAUGAGGGGAAGAACGGACAGAUAACGUACAAUCUUGUAUCUGCUUCUGGCCUGGCUCAUACUUUUGCUGUCAAUCCACAGCAUGGACUCGUUACUUUGUUGAGGUCAUUGGACUACGAAAAUCUCGUUCGUCAUACACUUAUCAUCUCAGCCAAGGACAGUGGCAACCCUCAACUGAGUGCCAACCUUACUCUAGCAGUAGACGUACAAGACGUGAACGACAACGCGCCAGUUUUCGAACAUGACACCUACAGCGCGAAUGUUCUAGAAUCGGACACCGUAAAAACAAAGAUUUUAGAAAUACAAGCCAUCGACAAGGAUACUGGUAACAAUGCGCGCAUAACCUAUCGCGUAGUAUCAGAGAAUAAUACAAACGAAGAGCAUUUCAAAGUUCAGCCGGCCACAGGCUGGGUAUACCUCGCCAAACAACUUGAUAGAGAGACGAUAGCUAAACACAAAAUGACAAUAAUAGCUACAGACAAUGGCAUCCCACCGCUGUCAGCGACUGCCAGCCUUAUUGUCAAUGUGGUAGAUGCUAAUGAUAAUGAUCCAGUAUUCUCACAGACUGCCUAUGACUUUCAUGUUGAGGAGAAUCAAAAGGUUGGCGCGUUCGUUGGAAGAAUUGCUGCAACAGAUGCUGAUUUGGGUGACAAUGCCCUACUGAAAUACAGUCUCUUCCCAACUAAUACCAGUUUUGUCGUCAAUCCUAAUACAGGCAUUAUAACAACCAAGGAAAUAUUGGACCGAGAAUAUAAAACUUCGUACUCAUUAUUUGCUGAAGCGCGUGACCAGGGAUCUCUUCCUAGAUCAAGCAGAGUGCCUAUAUCUAUUAAAGUAACGGACGUCAAUGAUAAUUCUCCAGAGAUUAUUGACCCCAGAGAAGAUGUAGUUAGUGUAAGAGAAGAACAGCAACCGGGAGCAGAAGUAGCUAGAGUAAAAGCUAUUGAUAGAGAUAAUGGAGUAAACGCUACUGUAGUCUACUCUAUUUUAAAUGAGAGAGAUAUGGACGGAUUUGGUGUUUUUGUCAUAGAUUCUGAUACUGGGGUUAUAAAAACAAGUACAGUAUUGGACCACGAAGAAAGGUCAAUCUAUCGCUUGACAGUAGCAGCAACAGAUGGAGGGCACCCACCGAGACAGACCGUCAGGCAAUUGAAAGUAGAAGUGUUAGAUUUAAAUGAUAAUAGACCCACAUUUACCAGCUCAAGUUUAUCUUUUAAGGUGAAAGAAGACGCCAAAGUUGGUCAUAUUGUGGGGACGGUUGCAUGCUGUGAUAGUGAUUUACGUGAAAAUUCUAUAAGCGGUGACGAAGAAAGACAAAUAACAUACUUGUUAAUGUCUUUAACAUCGGAUCACUCUCCUGGUACCUUUGAAAUUGAUAGAAGAACUGGCUAUCUUGUUGUUGCAAGACAAUUGGAUAGAGAAAUACAGGACGAAUAUAGGCUUGAAGUUAGAGCGCUGGACACAUCUGCUACAAAUAAUCCACAGAGUAGUGCAGUCACCGUUCGUAUUGAAAUUGUAGACGUCAAUGACAAUGCACCUCAGUGGCCGGAAGAUCCAAUAAAAAUAGAAGUUUCUGAAGUGACUCCAGUAGGAAUGACUAUUUACAACUUUACCGCAAGUGACGCAGAUGCUGGAUCAAACGGAGAACUAAAUUUCAGUAUAAUGUCUUCUCUUCCACUAAAUAAAAAUGCAUUCAAUUUAGAUCCUCUUACUGGUUCUUUAACACUUACUUCUCCUCUUGAUUAUGAACUUCUCCAGGAGUACUGGUUGGUCAUCGAAGCUUCCGAUCUAGCAGCUAAUAUUACAGAGAGGAUGAUUACAUCUGCAACAGUACAUGUGGCUGUUAUUGAUGCAAACGACAAUACACCUACUUUUGUCUCUACUAAUAAAGUAUCUAUAACGUUAAGCACAUUAUCUGGGACUUUAUAUCAAGCUCUGGCAGUUGAUACUGAUUCUGGUGAUAAUGGUAGAAUUUCAUAUUUUAUAGCCGGAGGAAAUGACCAAGCUUAUUUUUCAUUAGAACAAGACACCGGAAAAUUGACUUUGACGAAGAAGUACUCUUCCGACAUAGCAAAAGUAAGACCUGGGCAAUAUAAGCUUAACUUAACAGCUUCCGAUCAUGGCACACCAUUUCCAAGACACAGCCAUAUGACAUUAUUUCUAAAUUUACAAGAGUCAACAAAUGUUCCACCACGAUUUACGGAUUCCUUCUACAGAGCAAAUAUUAGUGAAGACAUACGUCCGAACAGUUUUGUUACAAGACUAUCUGCUAAAUCAUCUAGAGGUAAUACAGGAAGCCUUCGAUUUAUGAUACCUUCCGGUGCCGCUGGUAAUAACUUUGCAAUUGACGAAAGACUAGGAACUGUUACUGUUAAGACAAAAAUAGAUAGAGAAGAAGCUGAUCAAUACAUUUUUCCUGUUUAUGUCACUGAUUCAAGUACAUUUCAAUCCACUACAAAUUUUGACGUUGCGACGGUCCUAAUAAGUGUAUUAGAUGUGAAUGAUAACCCACCUACCUUUAAACCUGGAUCCUGUUACACAUUAACAGUGCCCGAAAAUAAUAACGCAGAAGUUAUACAUACAGUAACAGCAACAGAUAAAGACAUUGGUGCUAAUGGAAUGAUAACAUACAGUAUCAUCUCUGGCAAUAAUGGAAACAAGUUUUCUAUGGACUCUACUACGGGAAAACUUACAGCGAAAACAUUAGAUCGCGAAACCCAGGCCAGAUAUGAUUUAACUAUAUCUGCUUACGAUCAUGGCUCGCCAUUAGCUUUACAAGGCUCAUGUAAUUUGACCGUCAUGGUUGAAGAUCAGAAUGACAAUGAUCCUGUAUUUGAUACUGGACAUUAUUCAGCUGCCAUACCAGAAGAUGCAUCUAUUGAUACCUCAAUUAUUAAAGUCAGAGCUACUGAUGCUGAUUUGGGACUAAAUAAACGAAUCGUUUACUCACUCGCAAAUGAAAGCCAAGGACUAUUUAGAAUAGACAACAAAACUGGCAUUAUUUUUACUACCGGAUACUUUAAUCGUGAGAAAAUAGGUAUUUACCAUUUUGACGCAGUGGCUACCGACCAAGGUCGAUACAUAGCUCGCUCUCAAAGAGUAUCUGUAGAAGUCACCAUAAAUGAUGUAAAUGACAAUAAGCCUAUUUUUACAAAAUAUCCAUUCAAAGAACAGAUGGCCACGCUGACUCCUCCGGGUCAAAGUUUACUACGAGUAUCAGCAACUGAUAACGAUAUCGGAACAAAUUCAGAAAUUCUAUAUGAGCUUCUAGAUACUUCUAAUCAUAAGUUUCGUAUAAAUCCUACCACAGGUGUUCUUACUGCAACACAAAGCUUAGCUAGUGAAAACGGAAAGCUAAUACAUCUCAAGGUUAUGGCUAAAGACAAAGGAAACCCUCCGCAAAGCUCAGUAGGUCUCAUUGAAAUACGAGUUGGAGAUUUUCCCGAGCAUACACCAACCUUAUCUUUUCAAAAUUCCACUUAUAAUAUUACUAUAGAGGAAAAUUUACAAUAUGGUAAAGAGGUAUUACAAGUUACCGCCCUAAGAAGUGACGGUCGGCGCCAAAGAAUAUUCUAUGAAUUUGGUAAUGGCAAUGAUCAGUAUGCCUUUGAAAUAGACUCUAAUACCGGUGUCAUAAGGGUUAACAAUUCAGAUAAUUUGGAUUAUGAGUCCUAUCCAGGACCACGUAGGCAGCUUGUUAUAGUAGCUCGAACAGAAGGCACGCCUACAUUAUACGGAUACUGCAAUGUAAUAAUAAAUCUCUUGGAUCAGAAUGAUCACGCUCCUAGAUUUACGCAACAACAAUACAUAGCGAAUGUUCUCGAAGGAAAUACAAAAGGCGAGUUUGUCGUGCAGUUAGCUGCAAAAGAUGGUGAUCGAGGGGCGAACGCAAGAAUCUUAUAUCAUAUCGUCGAUGGCAAUCACGAUAACGCAUUCAUUAUUGAACCAGCAUUUUCCGGAUCAGUCAAGACAAACAUUGUACUGGAUCGGGAGAUAAGAGAGACAUACAAACUGACUGUCAUAGCAACGGACGAAGGCAAUCCCCAAAUGACUGGCACGGCUACGCUGCGAAUCAACGUGGUGGACGUUAACGAUAAUCAACCGACAUUUCCUCCACCGAAUGUCAUUUCUGUAUCGGAAGGAGCGGAAGUCGGAUCGAUACUUACAUCUGUUACUGCAAAUGAUGUCGACACAUACCCGGCACUAAAAUAUGCGAUUGUUCAAGGAGAUAACACUUUUUCAAUAGACCGAUACAGUGGAAAGAUAGUUUUAAACAGAGCGCUGGAUUUUGAGGGUAAAAAAGUAUAUCAAGUAAACAUAAGCGCUUCUGAUGAUGAGCAUAUCGCAAAAACUACCCUAACAGUAAAAGUUACAGAUGUGAACGAUAAUUCACCAGUUUUCGACGAAAUAUCUUACAACAGAGUAUUACCUGAAGGCAGCGGUGUUAUUGAAAUCGGUUCAGUAAACGCAAAAGACGUGGACAGUGAUGAGAAUGGAAAAGUUUCAUACCACAUUCUUCAACCCACCCCUGGUUAUUACAUAAACUCAAACUCUGGUGUUCUAUAUGUCAACUACAGUGCUUUGCCUGCUCAUCACAGAGAUAUACAAUUGGCUGUGAUUGCCACAGAUAAUGGAAAACCAAAUAGAAGUUCCGUAGCGUCAGUAAGAAUCAGUACUGGUGCUUCCUCGGAAAUAAAACCUUUCAUUGGGCAAGACACGUACAGGAUAACCGUUAAUGAAGAUACAGAAAAAGGGACAUCACUUCUACAAAUUGGCGGAAUUAAUGAUGUUCUCAAAAAGUAUAACUUGGACUUUCAUAUAAUAUCCGGCAAUGAGGGUGAUGCCUUCGACGUUACUACAGAAGGAACCUUGCUUCUUGUAAAUAGAUUAGAUAGAGAAGUACAAGACUCUUAUGUCCUAGGAAUGGCUGCUAUAGAACAAGGAAAGAUCCUCUCAUAUAACCAAAAUAAAACUUCUGUCAUGAUUUUUGUGACUGUGACUGACGCAAAUGAUAACGCUCCAAAGUUCUCUGUCACUGAUUUCGAACUUACCAUAAGUGAAGAUGUUAAAAUAGGUCACACGCUGAUCCAACUAACUGUAAAUGAUGCAGAUUUGUACGGGACUCCGAAUUCUGCUAUUAUCUUCAAUAUUACAUCGGGAGAUGACGAAAAAUCUUUUUACAUACAUCCAAAAACAGGCAUCUUAACGGUUAAUAAACCAAUAGAUUAUGAUAUAGGUAGAACAAAACACAAACUAAUCAUAGUGGCUUGUGAUCAGGGUUCACCAUGUUUAUGCAACGCAGUGUACAUAAAUGUAGAAAUUCUGGAUGAAAAUGAUAAUACACCUACGUUCCCUGUUAGUGAAUAUUUCGAAACAAUAGGGGAGAAUGAGCGAGUCGGGACAUCGGUAUUUACGGCAAGAGCCACAGAUCUAGACAGAGGCAAAUAUGGAAAAUUAAAUUACUCUAUAGUACCAUUGUCGACCAAUUACAAUAGAAACGACGAUUCCUGGAAAAUGUUUCAAAUUGACCCUCUAUCUGGACUCUUAAAUACUAAUGCAGUCUUUGACUACGAACAGAAGAAUAAAUAUGAAUUUUCGAUUAAAGCAUCCGAUUUGGGUGGUAAAAGUUCAACAAUUAAAGUAAGGAUUGAUAUUGAAAGUCGUGAUGAAUUUUAUCCGCAGUUCACUCAGAAGACGUACAAUUUUGGUGUCCCUAAAUCUGGAUCUUUACCAGCGGGCUAUGUAAUAGGUCAAGCAACUGCAACGGAUCGAGAUAAAGGUAUAGAUGGCCGCAUUGUAUAUCAGUUGUCUACUUCACAUUCUUAUUUCAAAAUUAAUAGAACAACUGGUAUUAUUAUUUUGAAGAAAAAAGUUGAAUCCAUUAAGAGCCUAUUUGGUACAGAUAAAUCUAUUAGCUUAGUAGUAACGGCUAGUUCAGGAAGACAAGGUUCACUAACAAAUAAAACUGCCGUCGAAAUACUACUUGACCCAUUAGCAGUAGUUUCUGAAAUUACAAAUCAUAUGAAUGAUACAUCUGUCGCGCAAAGUAGUGGACUUUCCGAUUGGGCAUUGGGAUUAUUGAUAGCAUUUAUAUUCAUAAUAAUAAUAUUUGCUGCGGCAUUUUUAUUCUUGCAUAUGAAAAACAAGAGACAUAAGAAAGGAAACAAACCAGGAUUAAAUUCAGAAGGCGUUGGAGCUACUAACAGCUAUGUCGAUCCUAGUGCUUUUGAUACUAUACCUAUACGCAACACAGGUCCAGUUACUUCUGCUAAUCAAUUCGCUCCUCCAAAGUACGACGAAAUACCACCGUACGGUGCUCAUACAGCAAGCUCUAAUUCUGGCGCAGCCACGACUUCAGAACUUUCUGGGUCUGAUCAGUCUGGCUCUAGUGGCCGUGGAUCAGCAGAAGAUGGUGAGGAUGGAGAAGAUGAAGAAAUACGAAUGAUAAAUGAAGGUCCAUUACAACGUGAAACGGGCAUACAUAGACAAUCAAAUGGAGUAGACGAUGAUAAUCUUUCAGAUGUUUCCGUCCAUAAUACUCAAGAGUACUUAGCAAGGUUAGGAAUCGUAGACACUGGUACUGGUGGAGGAGCUUCGACGUCUUCUCGAAGAUGUUCUGAGAAUGUUGGUAAUAAGGACACAAUGAUGCAUCAUGGGCCAAUAGAUUCAAUGCACAUAUUUGAUGAAGAAGGUGCCCAUGAAAAUGAUAUAACUAAUUUAAUAUACGCCAAAUUAAAUGAAGUGACUGGCAGUGAAAGGGCAAGUAGUGCUGAUGAAGCGAGUGCAGCCGUUGAUAGAGCGAUGGCACUUGGAGCCUUCCCAAGUACAUCAGGAGACAACAACGCUGUACCAACUGCUGGACCAUCUAUGACAGGUAGCUUGAGCUCCAUAGUUCAUUCAGAAGAAGAACUAACUGGUAGUUAUAAUUGGGAUUACUUACUCGAUUGGGGCCCUCAGUAUCAGCCUUUAGCACACGUAUUUUCAGAAAUUGCACGCUUGAAGGAUGAUGCUGUAUCGUUACAAAGCGGAAAUAGUGGUGCCUCGAGUGCUAAGAGUAAAGGCACGUCAAUAUCGGGCGGUAAAAGUGUGCCACCACCUUUACUUACAACAGUUGCACCACGAAGUUGUCCAGCUCCAUCAUUGUCUUGUAGGCAACCACAGCACUUGUUACCAAGGUCACCUAUAAGUCAUGAUGUUUCUGGCGGGUUUUCUGCCGCAGCUGCAAUGUCACCGUCAUUUUCGCCUUCCUUAUCGCCAUUAGCUACUAGAUCACCUUCAAUGUCACCUUUAGUAGGACCAGGUCUUCCACCUGCCCCAGCGAAUAGAAAACCACCUCAUUCCACAAUGAGAAUGUAA
Pararge aegeria (speckled wood butterfly) is the source of this 8310-nucleotide messenger RNA. It is a transcript of the gene ds, whose product is annotated as protein dachsous. Gene Ontology annotation, biological process: homophilic cell-cell adhesion. The transcript is spliced from 15 exons. The record is from RefSeq and is a predicted model, not a curated record. The coding region runs from base 1 to 8310 and encodes 2769 amino acids. Lineage: Eukaryota; Metazoa; Arthropoda; Insecta; Lepidoptera; Nymphalidae. Gene Ontology annotation, molecular function: calcium ion binding; cadherin binding. Gene Ontology annotation, cellular component: plasma membrane; catenin complex.